AUGGCUGUGCGACUCCAAGGCGCUCUGGACAGUGACAUUCACACCAUUGUCCAGAAAUUCCUGUCAGACGGCGUGGCACCCACCUCGGGCGACCUAUAUAACGCUCUUUCAAGAUCCAAUUCCGCGCUGAAACGAAGACCAAAGAAAAACUUGCUGGCUAGCAUAGAACGCGUUCUGGAUUUUAUCGGCAUCACCGCAGACGAGGUCGACUCUGACACGAUCAUAGAGGACGCUAUUCCCGACAACGAUCAGACGGACCUCAUGAACCGAUCGCUGCGCCAAAACCUCGCUCCUCAAAGUGCCGUCAGCCCUCCACAGCAGCCCAGCGAUGAAGUGGCCACGAAACGGCGCAAGGCCAACGGCGAGGCCCUGCCCAAACGCCAGAAACGCGGCAAUCUCGACGAGCAACCCAAGCCCAGCAUCUCCGCGCCCACUGACAUCUCUCUCGACGACGUGGGAGGCAUGACGGACACGAUCCUGCAACUCAACAAGACUCUCUUGGCCCCCAUGUCCUUCUCUGACGAGUUCCGAGAGGCCCACGUCCCGCUCCCCAAAGGAAUCAUGCUACAUGGCCCACCAGGUUGCGGCAAAACCAUGCUCGUCCGAGCCUUCGCAGCAGAAAUGGGCGUACCGUUCAUCGAGAUCUUGGGCCCUGCCAUUGUAUCUGGUAUGAGUGGAGAGUCUGAAAAGGGUAUUCGGGAUCGAUUCGAAGAGGCGAAGAAGAAUGCUCCCUGUUUGAUCUUCAUCGACGAAAUUGAUGCCAUUGCUCCCAAGCGAGAUAGCAGUCAAAGCCAGAUGGAAAAGAGAAUCGUGGCGCAGCUGCUGGUUAGCAUGGACGAAUUGGGGAGGGACUGUGAGAAGCCAGUCGUUGUGUUGGCGGCGACGAAUCGGCCGGACAGUAUUGAUCCGGCGCUGAGGAGAGGGGGAAGGUUUGGGACGGAGAUUAACAUUGGCGUGCCAAAUGAGGCAACUCGCCAAAGGAUCCUCGAAACGCAGACGCGAAACAUGCCCAAGUCCAAUGUCGACUUUCCAAAGCUGGCCAAAAUGACAGCAGGUUUUGUGGGUGCCGACUUGCAUGAUUUAGUUGGCAAAGCUGGUGCCCACACCAUGGAGCGCCUCAUGGCCGCGUUCCAACAGCAAGCGGAUCAACUCGCUCUCCCCUACCAUCCCUCGCAGCGACCUGAAAUCGCUCAAACCAGACGAAUGGCAGCGCGUGGACGAGCAGGACAAGACAUUCCUCGUCCUCCCGGCUUCGAGGUCAUCAGCCUCCAAAUGGAAGAUUUCCUCCACGUCCUCCCCUCCAUCACACCCUCCAGCAAACGAGAAGGGUUCACCACCGUCCCCAACGUGUCCUGGAAAGACAUUGGCGCCCUGCAAUCCGUCCGCGAAGAACUCAUCCGUUCCAUCGUCGACCCUAUCGCCAAACCCGCCCUCUACGAAGCCUUUGGCAUCAACGCUCCCUCAGGCGUCCUCCUCUGGGGACCACCAGGCUGCGGCAAAACUCUACUCGCCAAAGCCGCAGCAGCCGAAUCCCAAGCAAAUUUCAUCUCCAUCAAGGGCCCCGAACUUCUCAACAAAUUCGUCGGAGAAUCCGAAGCCGCCGUGCGCAAAGUUUUUCAACGCGCUCGCUCCAGUAUUCCCUGCGUCAUCUUCUUCGACGAACUCGACGCUCUCGUACCCAAGCGUGACGAAGCGGGCUCUGAAGCUUCUGCACGAGUCGUCAACACGCUCCUCACGGAACUCGAUGGUUUGGAUAUUCGUGCGGGGAUUUACAUCAUUGCAGCGACCAAUCGACCCGACAUGAUUGACGAAGCAAUGCUACGACCGGGCCGAUUGGGCACGCAACUUUUCGUGGAUUUACCCGGUGCGGAAGAACGAGUGGAUAUUCUGCGGGCGCUGACGAGGGAUAAACCUUGUGAAUACUCGGCACAGAUUCAGGACUUGGCGAGAGAAUGUGAGGAGUUUAGUGGUGCGGAUUUGGGAGCGUUGUUGCAGCAGGCUGUGCAGAAUGCCAUCAGAAGAGGCCGGGUGAGGUUGGAAUAUGAAGAUUUUGUCGAGGCCAAGACAAGGACACGUGGGUCGGUGAGAGAUGCUCAUCGAUAUAGGAAUAUGAAGAAGAAAUUUGGGCAGAGAUAG
Messenger RNA from Sphaerulina musiva SO2202, 2136 nucleotides. Its product is annotated as ribosome biogenesis ATPase RIX7. Gene Ontology annotation, cellular component: nucleus. The coding region runs from base 1 to 2136 and encodes 711 amino acids. Lineage: Eukaryota; Fungi; Ascomycota; Dothideomycetes; Mycosphaerellales; Mycosphaerellaceae. Gene Ontology annotation, biological process: ribosome biogenesis. The record is from RefSeq and is a predicted model, not a curated record. The transcript has 3 exons. Gene Ontology annotation, molecular function: RNA binding; ATP binding; preribosome binding.